AUGAAAAUACAGCUUUUUUAUAUGAUAUCUUUCUGUUCAAUAGUAUUCGGAAAACAUUUUUAUUGCAAUAAGGAUUCAGCGAUAGCGUCCUUCAAACGACCGACUUACGACUUCUCAGUUCGUAUAUUAGAUCGCGUCUCACAACAGACCGACGGUCAUUUUGUAUUCUCUCCCAUUUCCACGUGGCUGCAACUGAUCACGCUGGCCGAAGGCGCCAUAGGCCCGACGGCCGAAGAAAUCUGGAAUGUGACCCGGUACCACAGAGUGCGUUGCUUUCGUCGCAAAUUCAGAGAAGUCCUCAACAUAAUGAACGAAGAUUUCAGUCCCAUGACGAAGAGAAGUAGCACUUUCGUAAUCAAUAAAUUAGUGGAUGUCAAGAAAACGUUCGCGGACGAAGCGAUGAAAAGUAGAGAUACUACAAUUGUAUCAGUAGAUUUCGACGAUCCAGUAGCAGCCGCUGAAAAAGUGAAUGAGAUUAUCAACAGAAACACGGAUGGGGUUAUCGAUGAGGGAUUCUAUGAAGAUGAUUUUGACCUGACGAUCCUGCUCAUGACCGACACGGCGUACUUCAGAGGGGAUUGGCAGUCUCCAUUCAAUCCAGCGUACACAUCGAACGAGCCCUUUCACUCAGAGACCAAUCAGAGGAUAGGGGAGGUGAGGCUGAUGUCGCAAAUCGGUUACUUUAACGUCACGGAUGUCCCGACCAUUAACGCGACAGUUUUGGAACUUCCGUUCGGGCCCGACGGACGAAUGUCAAUGCUGGUGGUCCUCCCGAAGCGAGGUUCCGUUGAAGAUCUGUACUUCAACUUGCAUGACAUAAGACUGAUGACUAUUUAUAGUCUGUUUCGGCUCAACGGACCAAAACUGGUGUCCGUAAGGUUACCUAGAUUUAAAGUGAGGACGGAAUUGGAAAAUAUACCGGAAUUGGUGUACGAUAUGGGCGUCAAGAGGAUUUUUUAUCCGCACUUGGCCGAUCUGAGUGGGAUAAGCGAGCAUUUGACGCAUGCGUCCUUAAUGACUCAAAUAGCCGAUAUAGAAAUAACAGAAAGGGGCGCGAAUGCCACUGCGGCCCCGGAGUUCUUGAUAUCCGACUCUGCCGCUAACGAAGAAUUCGUAGCGAACAGGCCAUUCGCCCAUUUAAUAGUAGAUAAGAAGACCGAUAUCAUUCUAUUCGCUGGCAUUUAUAGUAAUCCGUCUAUAUAUUAA
Molecule: messenger RNA, 1206 nt
Organism: Leptosia nina
Lineage: Eukaryota; Metazoa; Arthropoda; Insecta; Lepidoptera; Pieridae
Source: the annotation of a GenBank genome assembly